GCAACCAAAUAAACGAAACAUGGCGUCAGAUUUAAAUAGAAAGUCAGUUUAGUGUGCUGGGUGUGACAGCUUUCAGUCCCCUUGUCGCUGGCCUUUCCUUUCCAAGGAAAAGGUGAAGUGGAGCUGCGGACAUGCCCACCGAUCAGCCCGCUGCUGCGAAGUCUCGGAACAGCAGUAAAACGGCACCCAAGCCGAAGGAGGGAGCGUACGCGAAGCCUGGCGGUCCCAGGACGCCCCCUCGGAGACACGCGGCGCAGUCGUCCAAAGAGCCCCAGGAUGAGAGCGUGAGAUUGAAAGAGAUUAUUUCUCACCUUCAACAUCAGCUACGAAAUUCUCAGCCGCCAGAGGCGGACAGCUUCAGUGUGUGUUCCAAGCUGAGAUGGAAAGUCAAUGAGCUGGAAAAAGAAAAGUUGGAAUUGUCCUCAAAGUACAAUGAAGAGGUGUCCAAGUAUGAAGGGCAGUUGGCCAAACUCCGGGCUGCAGUGGAGAGGGGAGAGGCCCAGAGACAGAACCUGGAGUAUGAGAUUGCUGUGGUCCGGAAGGAGGCCGCAGCUGAGAAGGCCACCGUGGCAGGAAAGAUGGAAGGCCUGUACAGAAAAAGCAACCAAAUGAAAGUCCACAGCACUGAGCUGCAGCAGAGGGUCUCUGACUUGGAGAAGGCCUUGGUCAUCAUUCGUCAGGCCAGAGAGGAGGACCAGCAUGCCCUGCAACUGGAGUUAGAAGAGAGAGACAGGCUGCUGCUGGGCGCCAAUGCCGAGAACGAUGUCCUCUGCACGGAAAACAAGCGUCUGCAGGCCCUGCUCCAGGAUCGGGAGGACACUUUUCUGGAGCUGCAGAGGAAGCUGGAGCAGGUGGAGCGAGAACGAGAGAAAGAUGGGCAGAACCUGUGCAGGCUGGCCGGCCAGUUGCAGUACACAACAGAGCGAGAGGGGAGCCUCAGGAAGGAGCUCGAGGUUGCUCAGCAGAGAGUGAAGAGCCUGGAGGCGAAUGUAGAGUCUGAACGUGCUUCUCACUUAGAGUCCAAGUUCAGCUGUGAAGUCAUCCAGCUGCGGCUCCGGGACCUGGAAACAGCGCUGGAGGUGGAGAAGAGCAGCCAGGCGGAGGCGCUGUCCAGCCUGGAGCUCAUGAAACAGAAGUUCCGUGAGGUGGAGCAGGCGUAUGAGCAGGAGAGAGACAAGGCCAGGGAUUCACAGGAGAAACUUUCCCAGUUGGAGAAAGACUGUUUGUCCAAGAAGUCUGAGCUGAGUGAAGAGCUGGAGGAGAGGAGCAGAGCUUUGGAGGAAAUGAGGCAGAAAGUGAAGGACUGCGAGAGCCUGCGACGUGAGUGUCAACAAGAGUUGGACGAGGCGAGGAGGCGGCAGGCCGCUGCGGAGAAGAUGUACGAGAGCUGCAUGACUGAAGUGGAGCAGCUGCUGCAGCAGUGUGGAGUCCCAGGGCCGCAGGGUGCAGGAGAGACAGGAACUGCUGUCAGGCUAAAACCCUCUUCCAUGUUAGAGAGUCUGAAAUGGACGUUGAACUAUUACCAGGACUCGCUGCAGAAGACUUCCAGUGAGGUGUUGGAUCUGACAAAGAAGUACGAAACAGCCACUCGGGAAUGUAAAUGUUUUGAAGAAGACCUCCGGAGACAGAAGAAAAAUAUAGAGGAAGCCCACAUCAAGCUCGCCUGUGCCCAGAGUGAGGUGACAGCACUGCGCUCGAGCUGCACGGAAAGCACAACCAUGGCCGAACGGACGCAGGCAGAGCUGCGUAGCGCCCAGCGCCGCUGGGAGUCGGAGAGGGAGCGCUCGGCGGCGGCUCAGGAGGAAAGCCGCCGGCUUACAGAGGCUUACCAGCAGGACUCGCAGGAGAAGCUGACCUUUCUCCACGACCUGUACCAGCGCCUGGUAGCAGGCUGUGUGCUAAUAAAACAACCCGAGGGCCUGCUGGGAAGCUUCUCCUGGCCGGAGCUGCGCGCCGUCCUGCAGGAACAUGCCGAUGCCUUGACCUCCGACCUCCGACGAGCUAACGAGAAGAUCUCCCAUCUGGAGUGUGUGCGCAAGAGCAAGGAGGGGCUCGUUCGGGAGCUCCAGCAGAGCCACGAGAGCACCUUGAGCAAGCUGGCCGAGCAGGUGAAGAAGCAGGAGGAGACCUGGCAGAGACAGAGGCAGGACCUGGAGCAGCACCACGCUGACCUACGUGCCGAGCUGGGCGCUAGAGCACAGAGGUGGCAGGCAGCUGCUGAGGAGGCCCAGGCGAAGGUUGCCGCUCUGGAGAAGAUGAAGAGUCAGGCGUCUGUGGAGCUGGUGCACUACUGCAACCUCCUGGGCAAGUCCCGGCGUGAGGGCGCCGCCUUGCUGGCGGCGUGCGGACUGCUGUUGGGGGCGUUGGGUCCGCUUCGUUGGCGGUUGGCCGCCUUGGGGGGCCAGAAGGCCCUGCUCCUGGGGCAACUGCGCGCCCGAGAGGCCUUCGAGGCAGAGGUUUGCUCCUUGGCGCGCGCUCUGGAGCCCGAAGCUGAGGCCGAUGGAUUCCACCUCCGCAAGUUCCGAAAGUGCGCCAUUGCCGUGAUGGCAGCAAACCGCCUGAGGAGGCUUGCCCUGCGCUCCCCAAUACUGUUCACUGUACGCGCCGGCUCCUCGGACCUGCCAGCCCUGUCCGUUUGCCCUCUGGGAACCAGAUCGACGUUCCCGUGUGACAGCCAGGACAGGCAGCAGUGGCAGAAAGACAUCGCUCCGCGGUGGCUCUCCAACAAGGAGCUGCUGUCUCUUCUCCUCAGCACCAUUGGAGACCUGCAGGAUCUGGUGCCCGCAGCAGAGUCUGGUUCCCAGCACUCAGGGUCCCUGCUGAUGGCCGCUGCGCAGGGCUGUCUCUCCCAGCUGGUGGAGCGGUUGCUGGCUGAGUCGGACCGGGACUACGGUGCGUGUGGCCUGGACCGGGGCGAGCUGAGCCGCAGGCUAGGCCGAGGUCUGCGCAGACUCAAUGCCAUGACGGCCCGUGGCACCGUUCCCGCUGUGCUAACAAGAAAGCGCAUGGCGGCAGUCCUGCAGCAGCACAUCCUGCACUUCACGCAGCGCCUGCACGCUGCAGAGGUGGAGCGCCGCAGUCUCCGUCUCGAGCUGGCCCACAUGAAAGGCACGGCACGGGAAGCAAAGGGAGAGGCCGGUCGUCGGCAUGCCGCGGACGUGCCUGCGGAGCGCUUCGACACCGUGUGCCGGGAGCUGCGCAGCGCUCUGGAGCGGGAGCAGCAGGCCCAAGCCCUGCUUCAUGAACAGGCGCAGCAGCUGCACGAGCUGGGCCUCCGGCUGGAGCUCCACUCCGGGGAGGAGGCCGAGAAGAACCGCACGCUGGCUGAUGCUGUCAGGAGCUUGUCAGAGGCCAAGGCAGAGCUGCGGAGAAAGGAUCAGUCCCUUCGUCAGCUGGGCAAGCACCUCUCGCGCCUUCAGCAGGACAGGCGGCAGCUGGAGCAAUGUGCACGCGAUGCGGAGAUGGCCCUCCGCGUGGCAGCCAAGGGCAAGGACACUUUAGCAAGUUACAUGAAGUCAGUUGAAGGCUGUCUCAAAGAAGUCAAAGAGCGCGUCUCCCUGUCACAGGCCGCUGCCACUGGGGACGACUUUGCCCUGCGGCUACCCAGCGUGCACCUGGGCCUGUCAGGGGCCGAGCGGCUCACAAGCGGGGCUGACGUGGCGGCGUGUCAGAGUUUCCUGUCCACCUUUGUGGAGGUGUACCAAUUGGCUUGCUCACGGAUCGUGCUGCUGGAGAAGGAGAUCUCCUCCCAAAGAGCCCACGCUGCUGCCUUGAAGGCGGAGCUGCAGGAAGCCUGUCUUCGGGAGAACCAAGAUGUCCCGGUGCCCGAGUCUGCAGAGUGUGACCUCCUGACACCAGUACCUCAGACAGCUCCAGGGUUCGAGUCUCUGCAGCCAGAAGCGGACGGCUCUUUCAGACGCGGCGCGGGAAACUUGCGGCCGAGCCAACCGAUCCCGCCUCACGGGGGCGCUGUCAAGACCCGAGGGCGCCGCAAGUCUUCGAGACGCUCCUUCCCCGGGCACUGCUCCGAAAAAUAAAUAAUCCCCUUGUAUAAAAGCGUCCAAUGAUCCCUGGAUGCACUGUUUCUAAUGUCUCCAGCACUGUUUAUUCUUAGCUGAUGGGGGAUCUGGCCUCAUCUCACAUGGGCCAAAUGAACUGUAACCAGUUAUUUAUCUCUUUGUGCUGACAGUGACGCUAACGAUACUGUAUUUUUAUUGUUUUCCAGUCCUAUAAAUCACAUUGAAUACAUCGCUGA
Molecule: messenger RNA, 4255 nt
Organism: Scleropages formosus (Asian bonytongue)
Lineage: Eukaryota; Metazoa; Chordata; Actinopteri; Osteoglossiformes; Osteoglossidae
Gene: ccdc171
Product: coiled-coil domain containing 171
Exons: 25
Coding region: 132-4037 (1301 amino acids)
Source: RefSeq, a predicted model, not a curated record